AUGUCUACAAGACUUCAAAGAGUUGCCGAUAAAAGUCUUAAUGAGAAACAUGCAAAGAUUCUGGCAAGUUGCUUGAGCAAGCCAGAAAAUAAGUACUGUGCAGAUUGCAAAAGAAGAGAUGCUCAGGCACUCACCGAUCUCUGGGAACCCAUAUUAGUCGUGGCAAAUCUCUCAAAUAAGCAACCUUCGGAAAGCAACAUUGACAGUUGGAUUAGAUCUAAAUAUGAACUAAAGCGGUGGGCAAUGAAGGGUCCAAUACCUGAUCCAGAUACAUUAGGCGAUGGAUUUUCGAAUAAACCA
Molecule: messenger RNA, 300 nt
Organism: Racocetra persica
Lineage: Eukaryota; Fungi; Glomeromycota; Glomeromycetes; Diversisporales; Gigasporaceae
Source: the annotation of a GenBank genome assembly